AGGAAUAAAGAGUAAUGAAAAUAAAAUAAAAUAAAAUAAAAGAAAAAUAAAAUAAAAAUGAAUAACAAAACAAUGAAACAGUAGCUUUCUUCUCCAUCUCGGUUUUUCUUCACAAAAUGACCCACCCAUGAAUUUCCAACUCUAAAAUGAUUUAUUUUGCACAAACAAACUCAACCUCCAUUAAAAACCACAAUUCAAUCUAAACCCAUCCAAAAAUCUGAUAUUUAUCAAACAACCCACCCAUGGAUUUCUAAAAUCAAAAUGAGUUUCUUGCAUACAAUCAAACUAUCUUCAAAUAAAUUUUCAUACUCAACCCGAAACAUCCAAUAACCCAUUUUUGAUAAUUCAACUCCUUUGGGCAGAAAUUGAAACUCAACCAUGGCUAUAAAUAGCCAUGUUCAUCUCCUCAAACCAUUCACUCAAACCACUUGAGUUUUCGUCGGAAAACCGCCACCCAAAUCACCCUCAAAUUCCCCUGUUUUUCGCAACUCUCUCUCUCCUCUGUUUUCGUUCAGCCACCGUAGCACUGCCACCCUCCACCGAAUACCACCUUGCGCCAACCACCACACCUUCGCCUACCCAGCCGCCCUUUUCCGUCGCCCUCAUCAUCUCUCUCUCUCGCUCAGCUUCUCUCUUCCUCGCCCAAUUCGUUCUCUCUCUCCUCUGCCUGGUCUGCUGCGCGCACCGCCAGAACCACCAUGCCCCGCGCUAUCCCGCCGUGCCUUCAGUUCUUCGCUGCCUCGCCUCGCCUCGCCGGAGCUUCGCUCUUCCCCCCUGCUGUCUGGUUCGACGUAAAGCAGAGAUUAAACGGAAAGGAUAUUACAGCCUCCCCCGGCUUUCAAGGUUAUUAAGCAGGAAUCCAGGUAUGAGCAUAGCCAUUGCAAGUGCGCUGUUAAUAAGGAACAUGUUCAAGGGAAAGUGUGCGGUAUCUGGUGUUAGAGAAAUCAUUAUUUAAGUCGAGUAUUUAUGUAUAUUUAUCAAGGACUAUUUAAGGUUUCAUUGUAUUAGUGGGCCAUAUCCCACAGGCUUAAGUUCCAUUUCCGCUGCUAAGUAUGAGAAAUUGUGUUUAAUUGAGGUUAUGAAUUUUCGGGGCGUUACAAUAGCAGACUGUUGGGAUUGCUUAUUCGGCGAGACGCGACGCUCAACGUUGGUUAUUCGUUUUCCGGAUCGUAAACGUCAUCCGAUUCUUCUACCACUUCCAUCUGCAGCCAUCCGAGGGUCGAAUCUGCCAUCAUAAGCACUGACCAGCGACACCCCCCUUCCUAAGCGACUUUUUAUCAGUUUUACUUAUUUUGGUAUUAGAUGAAAUGCACGAGCUCAUAAAGCUCAUUUAAGUUUGUUUGUUUGGUUUA
Messenger RNA from Beta vulgaris subsp. vulgaris (sugar beet), 1352 nucleotides. RefSeq lists its product as uncharacterized. NCBI's taxonomy places the organism in Eukaryota, Viridiplantae, Streptophyta, Magnoliopsida, Caryophyllales, Amaranthaceae. The transcript is spliced from 3 exons. The record is from RefSeq and is a predicted model, not a curated record. The coding region runs from base 395 to 955 and encodes 186 amino acids.